Sesamum indicum (sesame) is the source of this 3640-nucleotide messenger RNA. Its product is annotated as histone-lysine N-methyltransferase ATX2. Lineage: Eukaryota; Viridiplantae; Streptophyta; Magnoliopsida; Lamiales; Pedaliaceae. Gene Ontology annotation, biological process: regulation of transcription by RNA polymerase II. Gene Ontology annotation, cellular component: chromatin; nucleus. Gene Ontology annotation, molecular function: protein binding. The record is from RefSeq and is a predicted model, not a curated record.
UAUAAUAAUUCACACCUGUGAUGGUAACACCUUGCACAUAUGCUAUAUAUAUGAGCAGUGCCCCAUUCCAUUCUUCAGGUGCCAACGGCGGGAAAUCGAUUAUUCCCACCCUUGAAAAACCCUAAUAAACAAUUCUCUCAUUCCCCAUACAAAGAAGGAAAGUGAGAAGAAAAUCAUUUCACCUUUUCUUUCGCUCCCAAUUCUUCGCCAUGGCUGCUGCUGCAGCAUUCCAUUCCUCCGCUGAUUUAUCGCUCUCAUCAGAUGAAAACGACGGUGUGAAGCUGAACCCGGCGUUAGAAGAGCGUGAAGAGGAUGAAUUUCAGAGGGGAAAUGCUCCUCUCAAGUACAUACCUCUUUGCGACGUGUACUCCGCUACUUCUCCUUGUGUCACCGCCACCGGAUCGAAAAAGGUCAAGGCUGCUGCCCGUAAACCACCACAAAUCAAUAGCCAUGAUCAAUUGAAAAACCGCCGGAUCGCCGUGACGACUCAGUUGCCUCAGGUUUACUUAAGGCGGCGGAAGAGAGAAGGGGACAAAAGCUCUUUUUUUGGGUCGUUGAGAGUGCCGGGUUCAGAUGUAAAAACGGAGGAAUUGGAGGUUGACGGAGGAAUGGAGAGUGGAAUUAAGAGGAGGCGAGUAGAUAACAGUGCGGAGUUGAUGAAAUUGGGGGUUGAGUGUAAGGCAUCAAGUAAAUUAGAUGAUCAAAGGCAGAUGAGUGAUGGUUUAAAAAAAAUUAAUUGUAAUAAUAUUAGGAAAAAUAGGAACUUUAAAAGCAUUCUUAAUAAUGGUGAGAGCAGAAAGCGGAAAAAUGAUUGCUUAGAAGAUGAUUCAAAAAAUUCAGAAGCUUUACGAUCAAAAAAAUGGGUCUGGCUGAGUUUCAAGGGCGUCGAUCCAAAGAAAUUUAUUGGGCUACAAUGCAAGGUGUACUGGCCGCUGGAUGCAACUUGGUAUUGUGCUUGUAUAGUUGGUCACAAUUCCGAGACUGGCCGUCACCAUGUGAAGUAUGAGGACGAAGAGGAAGAGAAUCUGAUUUUAUCCAAUGAACGAAUCAAGUUCCAUAUCUCCUUUGAGGAGAUGCAAAGUUUGAAGUUGAAAUUCCGAGAAAAAAGCUCAGAAGCUGAUGGCAUUGAUGUGAAUGAAUUGAUGGUUUUGGCGGCUAGUUUGGAUGAUUGCCAGGAGACUGAGACUGGGGAUAUAAUCUGGGCUAAACUUACUGGACAUGCUGCAUGGCCAGCAAUUGUUUUGGAUGAAUCACAUGUGGGUGAACGUAAAGGUCUGAACAAAGUCUCUGGAGAGAAAUCAGUCCUAGUACAAUUCUUCGGUACCCAUGAUUUUGCUAGGGUGACGCGGAAGCAGGUUAUCUCUUUCCUCAAGGGCCUUCUUUCGUCCUGUCACUCAAAGUGCAAGAAACCAGCUUUUGUUCGAGGAUUGGAGGAAGCAAAAAUGUAUCUUAGUGAACAGAGGCUUCCAAGAAGAAUGCUGCAGCUAAGAGAUGGUGUUGAUGCUGGUACGAAUGGUACUGGAAGUGGAGAGCAUGAAAAUGCUGCUGAUUCGGGUGAUGAAGAGUGCACGAGCCAUGAUGAGAUAAGCAAGAAACUUGAAGAUCUUAAAAGCUGCCCAUUAGAAGAUGGAGAGUUGCAAAUAAUAAGCUUUGGAAAAAUUGUGAAAGACACCACUAAUUUCCAAAAUGAGAGAUUUAUAUGGCCCGAGGGAUAUACUGCGGUGAGGAUGUUUCCUUCAAUAACAGAUCCAAGUUUGCAUACCUUAUAUAAGAUGGAAGUACUGAGAGAUAUUGACUUGAAGACCAGACCUUUGUUUAGAGUUACAACACAUGAUGGAGAAGAGUUUAAUGGACCGACUCCAUCUGCUUGCUGGAGUAAAAUAUACAAAAGGAUUAGGACAGUGCAAAUCAGGAAUCGAGACUAUAAAGCUGAUCAGAGUUUUGCUUCUGGUUCAUAUAUGUUUGGUUUUGCGCACCCGAAAGUUUCUAAACUCAUAAAGGAGAUGUCAAAUUCCCAGCCAUCUUCAAAAUCUUCCCAGGUGGCAUCUAGGAAAACCAAAGGGGUUCCUAUUGGUUACAGGCCUGUCCAUGUGGAAUGGAGGGACCUUGAUAAGUGCAAUGUGUGCCAUAUGGAUGAGGAGUACGAGAAUAAUUUAUUUCUUCAGUGUGACAAAUGCAGGAUGAUGGUGCAUGCUAGAUGCUAUGGAGAACUUGAGCCUACUGGUGGUGUUCUUUGGCUAUGCAACUUAUGUCGUCCGGGAGCUCCUGAAUCUCCUCCUCCAUGCUGCCUGUGUCCUGUAGUAGGAGGUGCGAUGAAGCCUACCACAGAUGGACGUUGGGCUCAUCUUGCUUGUGCCAUAUGGAUACCAGAAACCUGUUUAUCUGAUAUAAAGAAAAUGGAGCCCAUUGAUGGACUUUGUAGAAUCAAUAAGGACCGGUGGAAGCUGUUAUGUAGUAUCUGUGGUGUUUCUCAUGGAGCGUGUAUUCAGUGCUCAAACAACAAUUGCCGUGUGGCAUAUCAUCCUCUCUGUGCACGUGCUGCUGGCUUUUGCCUUGAGCCUGAGGAUAUGGACGGACUGCAUUUGGUACCUUUCGAUGAGGAUGAGGAGGAUCAGUGCAUUCAACUACUUUCUUUCUGCAGGAAACACAGGCCCACAUCUAAUGAGCGUUUGCCUUAUGAUGAGCAAGUUGGACAAAAAGCUAUUGAACUUGCAGACUAUAUUCCACCGACAAAUCCUUCUGGUUGUGCUCGUGCUGAGCCCUAUAAUUUUCUCAUGAGGCGAGGGAGAAAUGAACCUGAAAAUCCUGCUGCUGCAUCAAAGCGCUCGUAUGUGGAGAACCAGCCAUACUUGCUUGGUGGAUGCAGGCCCCAUAUGCCCUUGUGGAACAAAAUGUCUUCCAAUGAACCUGGUGGUUCUAGAUAUUCCGUUGAUCUUACGAAGCUGCAGGCCUCUCGACUUGAUCCAUCUGGCAAGAUUCUUUCAGUGGCUGAUAAGUACAAUUACAUGAGGAAUACCUUUAGAAAGAGACUGGCAUUUGGAAAGUCUCGUAUACACGGUUUCGGUGUCUUCACUAAACUUCCACAUAGAGCAGGAGAUAUGGUGAUCGAAUAUACAGGGGAACUUAUUCGGGCUCCAGUGGCUGACAGAAGAGAACAUUUGAUAUACAAUUCAUUAGUGGGUGCUGGAACUUAUAUGUUCCGAAUUGAUGAUGAACGUGUGAUAGACGCCACCAGGGCAGGAAGCAUAGCGCAUUUGAUUAACCACUCAUGUGAACCAAAUUGCUAUUCUAGAGUGAUUAGUGUCAAUGGUGAUGAUCACAUCAUCAUAUUUGCGAAACGAGACAUUGAGCAGUGGGAAGAACUGACUUAUGAUUACAGGUUUUUCUCAAAGGACGAAAGGCUAGUCUGCUACUGUGGAUUCUCACGAUGUCGCGGCGUGGUAAAUGAUAUCGAUGCUGAAGAGCGUGUAGCAAAGCUACUUGUACCCCGCAGCGAAUUGAAAGACUGGCAAGGGGAAUAGGAGAGAUUGCUCUGUUGAUGGCAUCAUGGACUUGAAGAUCCAUUCCAAAGAUAGAUGUCCUCAACAGCAGCUGAAUGUGUCUCGAGGCUGUGCGCGCUGGUGACUCGUUUGGCAAUUAA